This is a messenger RNA of Hydractinia symbiolongicarpus, 4364 nucleotides long. RefSeq names its product zinc finger protein Xfin-like. Gene Ontology annotation, biological process: regulation of transcription by RNA polymerase II. Gene Ontology annotation, molecular function: chromatin insulator sequence binding. The transcript is spliced from 4 exons. Bases 157 to 3015 code for a protein of 952 amino acids. Gene Ontology annotation, cellular component: chromosome. The record is from RefSeq and is a predicted model, not a curated record. Lineage: Eukaryota; Metazoa; Cnidaria; Hydrozoa; Anthoathecata; Hydractiniidae.
AUUGCCAUUAGGCGCCGGGACGUUAAAUAUACUUUGGCCCCCCAAUUAACCACAACCAGAGGAAACCGUGUUAAAAGUGUUUUGUAGGAUGAAAAGAAGGUGAAGGGUGAAUGUGCGGAAGGAACAACUGGCUUUCACUGUUCACUCAUUUUCAGGAUGAAAAUAAAAUUGAAAGUGAAACAAGUAGUGGAUUCUGCCUGCAGCAAGGAUGAUAUUUGUUUCUACAAAAUUGAAUGGCUUCCAACUUGGGUUCCAAGCACUGAGUUAAAAGAUGUUCAACAUCUGGUGGAUAGUUUUUGGGCCAAAAAGAAUGAAGAAAAAGAGAGUAGCAAGUCUGAUGAAGAUAAAAUGUUUGCUGCAUGUUUUUUCUGCGAGCAAGAAGUAUCCGCUGACAACCUCUGCCAUCAUGAAAAAGAACAUGUGGGGAAGAGCACUUUUGAUGAUAUUGCAGAAUCACUAACAACUACAAGUGGGUGUCUGGCAGAAGGGAUUCUGAUGUUUUCUAGUAAGAACAACAAGAAUGAUUUAUCGACCGAUAAAAUACAGACCCAUUGCAGUCCUUGUGAUAAAAACACUUGUCCCAAUGUAAGUGUGGACGAUGUACCCAAUUCUCCUUUUUCAAUUCCGAGUAGUAGUGACGAGUUACCCGAUUUUCUGUGCCCGAAAUGCAACAAAUGUUUUAGAAGCUUCAACGAGUUUCGUCAACACUAUCAGUGGCAUCGAACAGCCGCAACAGAUGCAAGAUUCUUCGAGUGUGGAACUUGUCAACGCAAGUUUGUGUCAAAGGAUCUUUUUGACAAACACAAUCAACUGCACGUCGCUUCCAACCGACGGCAAAAGUCGUACGGCAAGAAAAUAACUUCAACUAAGAAGCGACGGCCCUUGCUUUCAAAAGGUCCAGGCCCGGUUCCACCGCCUAGUAUAGCCGUGUCGGAAGUUAUUGAUACUUUACGUAAUAAUGAGUCAGAUAUUGAAAGUCUUCUCCCAGUGAAAAAGCGAGGACGAAAAAAGAAGGAACAAUCGGGGGAGAAGAAGAAGAGGGGGCGUCCGGAUGACGAUUUUACGCCGGAUGUUUUGCGGUCGGCGCGACAAUAUAUAAAGUCUGUUAGUAAACGUCGAAAAGAAAUCAAAAUGAUGCGUUUGUCAGCCGAAACCAAUAAAACGUCGACGGUCGGCAUACUUGACGGCAUUGGUGUCGACGUUGCACUAAAGAAAUCUGAAGACGCCUUACCAAUUAUGUCGUGUAUAAACGGACGGCAAGCGUACGCGUGUAAAGUUUGUGGAAAAGUUUUCUUUAACAAGUUUCAUCACCGUGAACACUAUAACGUUCACAGUGGCGAAAUGCCCUACGAAUGCGAGUUUUGUGGAAAGCGAUUCGCGCAACGCUCCGGUUGGAAUCGUCAUAUCAAAUUACAUCAUAAAUAUGAAGUAUUUUCAGGACCCAUACCCCGAAAAUUUGAGAUGACCGCUGCUAAACCUGCUGAUUUACCUGGCUCGAAUACUUUAGAAUCUGCUAUUAAUAACAUAGUGUUUCACAGAAACGAAACAACUCCUGUGCCGACAACGUCAUCACAUUUCCUUCAACAAACUGACACGUCCACCCCAUCCACUGCAUUGAGCAUUACAACCUAUGUGCAAGGCGCUGUUAGGACGUCGAAUGUACCAACACAUACUACAACGGCGAUCUAUAAUGCUGAUGCACUUAGUGAUGAGGGUAAACAAAAGCAGUUGAUAUUUCAGUGCAAAAAAGUACGCACGCCGAGUAAAGGACUUAUUUUCAUGAUCAGGUACGCAUACAGCAUGAAACAAAAUUAUUAUAACUCUGAUUUUGUGUAUGUUUUGGAUUCCUCAGGUCACGUGUCGUCACGCAUUAACGCCAGUGAAUAUCCUGUGGGAGAGUGGUUAGACUUUCCUUUAGACGAAACGGCCAACGACGUUUUAUUGGAACGGAUACGAGAUUUUGAUGCGUUUAACAACUGCCGUAAAAGACUGAAGGGAACAUUUUGUGCAGAUUCACAGGAAGUUCAAGAAUCUUCAACUCAUCUCCAAUCUCCUUCCAAAGCCUCUGAUGUGGCUAAUCUUCCAUUUACGUCAUCUCUAACAGAACCAACCACAGCGACAGUUCAACCCGUUAUUGCAUCCAAACAAAAAGAAACGCCCGCGGUGGAGGCUCAGCCAGUUAUGGCGUUUCAAACAGAAACCCCUGUGGUGGUGAUGGCCCAACCAGUCAUUGUUCAGGAUUUGCAAAAUGGAAACCCUACCAUACACAAAGUAACCCACGGUAGAUCGUUUCGCUCUGGACGCGACAAAAGGUUCCAGUGUACAGUAUGCGGUCGAAAAUUCUUGGCGCAAGCGCAUUUGAACGAUCAUAUGUUGAUACAUACAGGCGAAUUACCAUUCAAGUGUAUGUUUUGCGCGCGACCGUUUCGACAUAAAUCUGCUCUGAACUGUCAUCACAAAAGACAUGUGGAGAAGGGAAUUUAUAAUCGACCAAUCAGUGGCGCGAAACGCGCUUCGAAAAAAGCUUCCUGGCUAACAGAGCACACUGAAGAGACGCAAAGUGAGAAAGUAGGAUUGUCUAAUAAAUUAACAGCGAAACCAAAACGAAAAGGUCGGAAGCCGAAGCAAUUACGAAAAACAAGCGAAAAUGCAUUUUCUAUAAACGACAGUUAUCCUGUUCGUAUAAAAGCAGAGGAAGGGAUUGAUAUCAGUGAAAACGCAACCACGCCCGACCUGUCACAGGGAGCGGAUUCGUACGGUUUCGAAUGUAAUUUUUGCAGUCUGAGAUUUCCAAUGAGAACUGCCUAUUUGAAGCAUGUCAAUGCUGUACACAAAGCAUCAAGACUUUCAGCAACUUCACUGCUCUUGAAUGGAGAGAAUGAUUCUUUUUCUCAGAGGGUAAUCGACAAUAGCUUAGCCGAUCUGGAUGUAAGGAUGGACGACUUAGGUAAUAAUGGAAUGGAUUACUUGUUUCCUGAUAUUAAAAUAAAAGAAGAAGUUAUAGAAGAUUUUUAGAUAAAAAAAACUUUUCUUGUGGUGUACACGUUUUAGUGUUUGCAUCUACACCUCUAUAUUUCUCUGGAACGGCCUUGACCGUUGCUUAUUUUGUGCUUGUUGACUAUUUGCACCUGAAAAGAUAUAACUUAAGUGUAUUGCUUGCUUUUCCACAAGGCGAAUUGUAAAUAGCGUGCGUUUUUGAUUUCCACGAGUGAGAAAAACAUGUGCGAAAUUGAGACAGUUAUCUUGAAUUCUUUCCAGUAUGAGUUUUUUUUAAAAAUUAAAAACUAAUAACUGCGUUCUGAUAGGUUAAAAGUUUACGGCGAAAUUAAUAGGCACUAAACAUUAGGAUUUGUUUCGGCUUUUUAGCGGGGCGAAUCUUUCGAAGCAAAGUCAAAAAAAAACAAUACUGCGCAUGCUCUGAUAAACUUCGCCGUCCGAUUCGCUUCGUGGAAAUCCGUCUUCAGUCUAGUGCGAACAUGCAAAACUUAAAUAACUUCUAGACCUUUUUGGUUUCUGUUUUUCUUUUUUUAGCCUCUUUUUAUUAACUUAAUCCAGGCUGGAAGUUGCUUACAAGUUGCUUCGCUUUUUUUUGAAGGAUUUCAGCCUCGUGUUGCAUAUGAAAUGUUGCUUAUAAAAAAGCGUAUAGUGUAAGAUAUAUAUUUUAAAUUUUUAAUGCUUCCAAAAAUUCUUACUGUGUGUAUAUUCGUAAUUAGCAAAGUGGAUUUCUAUUUUCACAAGUGACUACGAAUACUGCAAAACUACUUCAGUUGUAGCAUUUAGGAAUUCCCUUCUUCAAAAAAGUCUUGAGUCUUAUUGUUUGUUUAAGUUGUACUCUGAAGGUUAGGCGUGGUUGUUCUCCACCGGCAAUCCAUACCAAUGCGUCCCCCUUGCAUAUACACUCUCUUCCAUGGUUGAUUUUUUAAAUUAAGCAAGGGCUAUGCCCACAGUAACCCACACGAAGAAGUGCGUUUGUGGAAUUAUAAAUUUUUGAAGUGUUUUUAUGCGAUUAUUCUCAAGCGAAGAGUUAGCGAGACAAGUUUUGUGUUGCCUCAAUUAAUCGUGAGUUGUUUUGCUAUUCAAGGGGUUAGAUGUUUUUAGAAUAAUACAAUUUGUUUCGAAUAAAGUAUGUAAAUACAAUCUGAUCUGUGUACAAGUGUGUUAAAUUAUAAAUUUUGUUUUGUAAGAUAUAUUUUGUAUAAUAUAUAUGACAUAAUGUUUAGGGUAGUUGGUCCGCAAUUCGUAGUAGUUUUAAGUACGUACGUUUCGUAGGAUUUAUUGUCGCUACGGAUUUUAUUCGCGCAUAUUAAAUUUUGCGGCAUUCGCGCAAAAAUCUGAUAAAUGCGAAAUUUAACGCUCCAGGAAAA